This is a messenger RNA of Pistacia vera, 1626 nucleotides long. RefSeq lists its product as uncharacterized. Lineage: Eukaryota; Viridiplantae; Streptophyta; Magnoliopsida; Sapindales; Anacardiaceae. The transcript is spliced from 3 exons. Bases 77 to 1372 code for a protein of 431 amino acids. Gene Ontology annotation, molecular function: protein binding. The record is from RefSeq and is a predicted model, not a curated record.
UGUAUAUAUUAGACAUGACCAAUUUCCAUGCACAAUCAGUUCUAAGUAAUUAGCUGGUAAAGAUACAAUUUUAGAGAUGGGAAAGGCAAGCAAAUGGAUGAUAAACUUCUUGUUAGGAAGAAAGGAUCAGGAGAAAGACAAAAAGAAAGAUGUUGUUUUUCUUAAAGAAAGUGUGCUACCAAGUCCAACACCCCCAAGUAUGAAGAGGAGAUGGAGCUUUGGAAGAUCAUCAAGCAAAGAGAAAUCUCAUAAGAGUUCCAAAUCCCUUGACUUGAUCACCACAAGCUCAGUUGUAAGACAAGCCAUAUCGGAGUUGCAGAAUCAGCAGAUCAAUAACAAUUUGGCUUUGGUUGUGGCGCCACCAAAACCUGCAAGAGGUGGAAUAAUAAGCAAAGCAGUUAAACAUGCAGCUGCCACCAAAAUUCAAGCUGCUUAUCGUUCUUAUUUGGCAAGGAAAGCAUUGUGUGCUUUGAGAGGACUGGUGAAGUUGCAAGCACUGGUAAGGGGUCACAUAGUGAGGAAGGAAACAAGUGCUGCUCUUCGAGGCAUGCAUGCGUUGAUGUCAAUCCAAGUUAGAGCUCGGUUUCAGAGGCUGCAGAUGGCUGAGGAAUCUCAGCUUCUUGUUAAAAGCCAAUCUUUAAGACACAGCACACAUAUUCCUCAAGACAUGGGAAUUGGAUUCACAAGAGCACACAAAGAAGCAAUUGACCCAAAUCUUUAUGAAACACAUGGGAUUUCCCAGAGGAAAUAUGGGUAUUUGAAUCAUGCACAAAUUGGGAGGAUAGAGCAUGGUGUCACCACAUUUUUUUCAGGAGAGCUUUCAAUCUCAAAGCGAGAACAUCACCAAUAUGAGGAGAUAUCUUUCUCCACAGCACAGAAUACUCCCAGACAUUAUCAAAAACUGCCCAACACUUUUCCAGGAAGAGCCUCUUUCAGCAAUCAGCAACCAGAUUAUUCACAUGCUGUGUGUCAUGAACCAAAUUACAUGUCCAAGACAGAAUCUUCCAGGGCCAAGUCUAGGUCACAUAGUGAACCAAAACAGCGUCCCAAAUGGAGCAUGAAACCGAAAACAACCAAACGAACAGCUUCGCUGGAUCGAACCAAUGUCCUGGCAGACCCUCAAACACAACGGUCUUCUCCAUGUUCAACCAAUGUCCUGGCAGACCCUCAAACACAACGGUCUUCUCCAUGUUCAACUACGGUUGUUCACGAAAACCAGGAUCCUUGGUUCAUCAAGCUUUAUAGAUCAAAGAGGAUCAUCAGGGACAGUGAGUCUGAUGCCAACAGCACAGCAACCAGUCGUUCCAAAUACUGCAACUCUCUGAUGCCAUAUGAGGCAAGUUAUGAAAGAGACUUACUUCACUGGCUAUAGACAGCUUUUGUUGAAUCUUUGGUUGCCUGAUGUGUUGAUUUAUUUGACUGCUGCCCCAUUUGACCCUGUACUAAUAAAUCAUGGCUUGCUACCUUGACACUGCUCGGACGAUUUUAGGAAGAGAGAACAGACGAUAUACAUGACAACUGAUUCAAGUUUCAAUAAAAGAACAAGUUGAGAAAUUUAGAUGGUAUUGUGGAAAUAAACAGGAGAGUAGAGAUCAAUGGUUUCUAACUCAUAAAUCAAAUGUCAAA